AUACCGAAGUCGCGCGAACUCGACUCAGAACGCUGAAACCUGUGCAACAGGUAGAACUGUUUACUGAAGAGUUCAUAUUACUGCGGGUUUCACACGGGAAUACCAAACCGAGUUCUCGGACGAGGCGUGUGUUUUCGAAUGACCGAGUGGACACUGCGCGGUUUUUCUGCUUGGACUGUGUUUUUUAUCGGUUAAAAGUGUUCACAAUGCGCCUAAUCCAGAACAUGUCUACUAUAGCGGAGUACCCCAACUCGGAGUGCGGGUCCAACCGGGUCAUAAAGCUGGCCGUGCUCGGGGGCAGCGGAGUGGGCAAAACAGCGCUAGUUGUUCGCUUCCUCACCAAGCGAUUUAUUGGUGACUACGAGAGAAAUGCAGGCAGCCUGUAUUCCAGAGAAGUCCAAAUCGACGGAGAACAAGUGGCUAUUCAAGUGCAGGAUACACCUGGAGUCCAGGUAAACACCAAUGGCCUGAGCUGCACAGAACACGUGAGACGCUCCAUCCAGUGGGCCGACGCCGUGGUCAUGGUCUAUUCUGUGACCGAUGGUCACAGCUUCGAACUCAUUAGUCAGCUCCAUCAGCUUGUGAGUCAUGUGUAUACUGAUAGACCGGCACCACCGAUUAUCCUGCUGGCCAAUAAGGCGGACAUGGUGCACGUGAGGCGGGUGGAGGCGCAGCAGGGCCCUGCGCUGGCCUUGGCACUCGGUUGUUCUUUCUAUGAAGUGUCAGCCAGCGAAGACUACAGUCAGGUGCACGGAGCUUUCCACAGACUCUGCACAGAGCUUGCCAAAAAACAGGUGCUAUUUAACACCAAUGCAGCUUCAGCCACCAACGAGAAGAAAAAGUCACCUCUUAUCCCCAGGCCCAAAUCACCCAACAUGCAGGACCUGAAAAGGCGCUUCAAGCAGGUGCUGUCGGCCAAAGUGCGCACGGUCACUUCUGUGUGAGGAAGAGAGCGAGGGAUGCGGCCCGGAUGUGGGGCUAGACAAGACAGGAGAGUGAACGGUUGAGUGGCAGGGCGAAGAUCAGAAAGGCAGAGGCUCACUGAAGCAAAGUUUUGGUCUUACUCUUGAGUGAAACUGCUAAUCAGCAGGCCAGAUGUAAAACAAAGGGGUGCUGAACUACGACCUCUGAAAUCGGUGACCUCCGACUUGUGAACUUUGACCAUCUUGUGGUGGAGGGCAAACCACCUGUGCUGCUGCGACUGAUUUGUAUGAGAGCGGCUGCAGCAGGAUCCUGAGAACCGUGGCAUCUAAAAUUGCCUUAAAGAAAGAUGAGGAAUGCAAAAAGACGCUUGGACAAAAAAAAACCAUUAACGUACGCACACACUGCGUUAUAUUUGUAGACAACUUCACCUGGCAACAGAGCUUGUGAAGGAUGGAGGGCUGGGUAUUUUUAUCCAUGCAGACAUUUUCUUUUUGUCAAGGCUUUCAGCUCUAAGCAGAAACAAACUGAAAGCAGGCAUUGUUAAAGGAACGAGGCACUAAAACUGAAGGGCACAAGUAGUAAUGUGUGUUUCCGUGUUAAACUCCGUGCCAAUUUGUACAAUUUAAAAAAAAAAUGCACUUUACAUCAUGCCCCAGGGCUAAGGCUUGAUCUUAUUUAUUGUUUUGUGAUUUGAAAAUAAAAUAUUUGACUUUGAA
This is a messenger RNA of Ictalurus furcatus (blue catfish), 1640 nucleotides long. RefSeq names its product RAS-like, family 11, member B (gene rasl11b). Lineage: Eukaryota; Metazoa; Chordata; Actinopteri; Siluriformes; Ictaluridae. Bases 207 to 944 code for a protein of 245 amino acids. The record is from RefSeq and is a predicted model, not a curated record. Gene Ontology annotation, molecular function: GTPase activity; GTP binding. The transcript is spliced from 4 exons.